Messenger RNA from Rhinocladiella mackenziei CBS 650.93, 2931 nucleotides. RefSeq lists its product as uncharacterized. Lineage: Eukaryota; Fungi; Ascomycota; Eurotiomycetes; Chaetothyriales; Herpotrichiellaceae. Gene Ontology annotation, biological process: endonucleolytic cleavage in 5'-ETS of tricistronic rRNA transcript (SSU-rRNA, 5.8S rRNA, LSU-rRNA); endonucleolytic cleavage to generate mature 5'-end of SSU-rRNA from (SSU-rRNA, 5.8S rRNA, LSU-rRNA). The transcript has a single exon. Bases 1 to 2931 code for a protein of 976 amino acids. The record is from RefSeq and is a predicted model, not a curated record. Gene Ontology annotation, molecular function: protein binding; U3 snoRNA binding. Gene Ontology annotation, cellular component: small-subunit processome; 90S preribosome; nucleolus.
AUGGCCACCAAAGUCAACUUCCAGACCACGUUCGAAGCGGCCAGGACCAUCGAGCCGAUUUAUACUGGCGGCGAUGUAUCUCACAAUUCCGCCGGGACGCUGAUUGCGACAUGUAUCGAAGAAUAUGUCUUGAUUGUCGGCGUGCGCACUGGCAAAGUCCUGUGUCGAAUAGAAGGAGAUGGAGAACCAGUGACAAGCUUGUGUCUGGCUCCCAACGCGGCGCACUUGGUUAUUUGUUCCCGAUCCCUUUCUCUCCGAAUAUAUGCCCUCGCUUCCGGAGAAGAAUCUGACACUUUGAUUCCUCAUCUCUCCCGCACUCUCAAACCACACACUGCCCCUGUCGUGUCUUCUGCGAUUGAUGCAACAGGAUCACUUCUCGCAAGUGGAGGUGCGGACGGAGUUGUCAAAGUGUGGGACGUAAGAGGAGGUUAUGCCUCCCACACCUUCCAUGGCCAUGGAGGUGUCGUUUCUGCAUUGCAUUUCUUUGAGUUAAAAUCGAGCGAUUCAUCUACACAAAAUGGCAUAACGCCAAACCGAAAAAGAAAGAGCCGCGAUGGAGAGCGAAUGGAUGUUGAUGGCCCGUCUCCCGCCCGGCUCCUCUACCUUGCAUCUGCUGGCGAGGAUGGAAAAAUUCGGAUAUGGAAUUUAGUCAGUCGGAAGUCUGUUGCGAUCCUCGAUUCACAUGUCAGUGUCGUUCGAGUUCUGCAGUAUUCUAAAGACCAAGAUGUUCUCUUAUCAGCCAGCCGGGACAGGACAAUGAUACUCUGGGAGUCCCAAACGUGGACACAGCACAAAGUCAUACCGGCACUUGAAGUUAUAGAGACAGCAGGUUUCCUUCUGGGUGGCCUAUUCUUUUACAGUGGAGGAGAGAACGGGGUCCUGAGAGUGUGGAGGACCGUCACCGGGCGUGAAGUCACGCCCAAGCCGAAACCCGGCCUCGAGAAUGACACCAUCACAGCCAGUGUACAAAUCGUCGAAGAUGAUGCACUUCUCUCCAUACAUCAAGAUCACACCAUGAGAUUGCACAAUAUCUCCCCGCUUCGAAGGCUCCAAGAAGCUGAAUUGCUCGGUGUCCUCCCUAUGAUCAGAACGAUUUCGGGAAACUAUGAUGAAGUGAUCGAUAUGGCUUGUGUCGGACAGGGUCGAACAUUACUAGCCCUUGCCACCAACACGGAGAGCAUCAAAUUGAUUUCAAUUGCAGAGAACGACACCGAGACUACGGAAUCCUCCAGUGCCAGGACUUUCGGCAACGAUGUAGCUCUCCUUGAAGGGCAUGAAGACAUUAUCAUAUGUCUAGACGUAGACUGGUCAGGCUUCUGGCUGGCCACCGGUGCAAAGGACAACACGGCGAGACUAUGGCGGUUGGAUCCUACUUCUUCAUCAUAUUCUUGUUUCUCCACUUUCGCCGGACAUGCAGGAUCCCUCGGGGCUAUCGCCUUACCGAGAAGUCCGCCCCUUGAUGGAGCCGCUUCCAGGAACCCUGCGGACCAUCCUCCAGCAUUUCUGCUCACGGGGUCUCAAGAUAAAACCAUAAAGCGGUGGGAUACUGCAAAGCUACAAUACUCUCCGUCAGCGACGGAGCCGCAUUCUGGAGUCAAAGCCUUGUUCACAAGAGUGGCGCAUGAGAAAGACAUCAAUGCGAUCGACGUCUCGCCAGUCGCCCCAUUAUUUGCCUCUGCGUCUCAAGAUCGGACUAUCAAGAUCUGGUCGUUAGAAGACGGAUCUGUGGCCAGUAUCCUUCGCGGGCAUAGGCGUGGAGUAUGGUCCAUCCGAUUUUCUCCAGCCGGCACCCCUCCGCUCGCUCUCGCAGACGGAGGUUCAAGUGGCCCUCGUGGACUCCUCGUGAGCGGAUCUGGUGAUCGCACGAUCAAAGUCUGGUCACUGUCGACAUAUACGUGUCUUCACACUUUCGAAGGCCACAGCAAUUCCGUGCUCAAAGUCAUCUGGAUUCCACCGACGAGUUCCUCCUCAGAUUCAGAAUCUUCUUCAGACCCCCGACAACAACCUCGACCUAAUAAUCAACCUCUGAUCGCAUCUGCCUCGUCAGAUUCCCUGGUCAAGCUCUGGUCUCCAUACUCAUCCCUAGAUUCCGACCAUCUUCUCGCCACCCUCGACAACCAUACUGACCGAGUCUGGGCACUGACAGCACCCAACUCCUAUCUCACAAAUACAUCCACAUCCACAUCCCCACGUCCGGCACCAUCCUAUCCCUACCCCUUGAUUUCCGGCGCCGCAGACGCAACCGUAACAUUCUGGCGCGACACGACGAUCCAAACCGCAACCCUCGCCUCGAAACGCGCAACCGAGCGCAUCGAACAAGACCAACAACUUCAAAACCACAUUUUUGCCAGAAACUACCGCGAAGCCAUCACAUUGUCCUUAGUACUAAACCACCCAGGCCGCCUACUCGGGGUCUUCGAAGACUUGGUCAACCUGCCCGACGCCGAGAAAGACAGCUCCAGCAUCAUGGGGGUCAGGGCCGUCGACGAGGUCCUCGCAUCGCUUGAUCACCAGCAGAUCUUCACCCUCUUGGAGCGAGUGCGUGAUUGGAACACCAACGCACGCACCGCGCCCGUAGCACAAACAGUGCUGAAUUGCUUGUUGAAAAGCUAUCCGGCGAGCAUUUUCGUGGAUAUGGCGAGAGAGCGGGGCUUAGGAGGCACGUCUGGUGACAAAAGCAACAGCAAGGGGAGAGGGGGGAUGAAGGAGUUGCUGCGUGCUUUAGAGGUGUAUACUGAGCGGCAUUACAAGAGGAUGGAGGAUCUAGUGGACGAGAGUUACUUGAUUGAGUACACGUUGAGAGAGAUGGAUGAGGUUGCUGGAGUGUCGGCGACGGGAGGAAUCGGUGGGCUCUUCUUGCCGAAUGGAAUUGGGAAUGCCGGUGCCAAUGGCGGUGCAAAGGGGUUGGAUGAAGAUAUCGUCAUGGUUUGA